AUGGAGUCACUAGGAACGAGCUCACUGUUCAAACAAGUCGAUCAGCAUCUUCUCUCGACCAAUGACCCCCCUAUGACCAAUGAACAGAGGCUAGCGGCGAAACGGUACAUUGAUGCAGUUUCCAAAGAAAUUCAGGAGAGGGAAGCAGCGAUCCAGUUUCUCCCCCCGCUGCCUGGCCUAAGAAGACGCAUCGGUAAGCUGCGCAAGACUCGGCGAAAGGUUCAAGGUAUUCUCUCGCCACUGAGAGACUUUCCCGAAGAACUCAUCGCGAGAAUCUUCGAGAUCGUCCUGGAACCGUGGAAUAACAACCUCGGGGGGCGCCGUGCUUUUAUACGGCUACGGUCUGUGUGUCAACGGUGGCGUGCUAUUGCCUUCUCGCACCCAGCGUUAUGGGCAGCACUCACCGUGGAACCCAGAGAGCUUUUUGGUCCAAAUGCACCGGACCUCCCGCAAGCCAAGAUCCGUGCUUGGUUUGACCGCGCCUUAGCCACACCUCUUCGGUUUCAAAUCUACUCUUCCAACGGCUUUCAAAAUACCGCGGAGGAAGUUGCGAGCGCUGUUUCCGUGGUGGCAGACGAUAGAAAUUGCCUCUUUGCCGCGAUUGCCAGCGCGUCAUAUCGCCCGUGGAAGAACUUGAAAACUUUGGAGAUUGCGCUGGUUCCACCCUCAGCGACCACUGCAGGAGGCAUCACCACUGUAAUCCUACAGGGCCCACCGAGACUCCUUCAAUGCCUGACUCUUCCCGCGCUCACACACCUCUGGUUAUCGCCAGAGAACUUGUCUCCUGGACCGCAGACUGAUAUAGUCGCGUUCGAGGAGUUCUCGUCGGUGGUGAAGGCGUUUCUGCAUCGAUCAAGAUGCUGUCUUUCGGGGUUGUUCCUCCACAUGUGGCAACUUCCGUAUAACCUAUCGUCCCGGUUCCUUGAGGAGAUUGAAACUGGGUACAUCACCACCCUGUUACAACCCCUCGCAUUUAUCGAAUGCCUCGAGCAAAGGAAGGUCGCUUAUCUCUCGUCGAGUCGACAAAGCCCGGGCGAAAAGGCCGCGGAAGCUGCCCUGCCCUGGCUCGAACUCGUCUUCAAGCAAACAGCGCCGUUCGUUCGAGAUCGCAAUCGUGACCUUUUGGCACGAGCUUUCCAGUUGAAAGUUCGGAUACAGGUCGGAAGCGUAGCGUGGAAUUAG
Molecule: messenger RNA, 1182 nt
Organism: Coprinopsis cinerea okayama7#130
Lineage: Eukaryota; Fungi; Basidiomycota; Agaricomycetes; Agaricales; Psathyrellaceae
Exons: 4
Coding region: 1-1182 (393 amino acids)
Molecular function (GO): protein binding
Source: RefSeq, a predicted model, not a curated record